AUGUUUCUGUUCCCGCAGCUCCGAGGCACGCUGAAGCUGCUCUUCGAGUACGCCUUCAACAUCAACCUCUCCCCGCCGCCUCGGCAGGCUCGACCGCCGGCGCGAGGCGGGCCCGAGGCACCGCGUCUACUGCGAUAUUCCACGCUUCUCCAGUGGGACCUCUGGGCGCGCGGAUGCGGUACUCUGAGCCGCGAAGAAGCGCGGGACGUACUCCUGCCCCACGAACGUCUCUUGGAAGACUUGGCGGCCGCUUUGCGCCGCGCCGGGUGGACCGAGACGGACGAGGAUCUCAUGAACUGGUCCCUGGACGCAGGAGAUGUUCCGGAUGGCGACGCAGGUGGAGAGAUCGAGAUACCCCUGGGCUACGUAUGGGGGAACGAGCUCGAAGUUGGCUGCAUCGAUAGCAAUGAUAUAUGCACCGAACCCUUGGCGAGGAUCCAGGCCGUGUCCAACGCUUCACCGGACACGCUCAGUUGGACUGCCUCGGCGCCGGCGGUGGCGGUCGGGAGCAUGAAGGAAUGA
Thyridium curvatum is the source of this 522-nucleotide messenger RNA. RefSeq lists its product as uncharacterized. The record is from RefSeq and is a predicted model, not a curated record. NCBI's taxonomy places the organism in Eukaryota, Fungi, Ascomycota, Sordariomycetes, Thyridiales, Thyridiaceae. The coding region runs from base 1 to 522 and encodes 173 amino acids. The transcript has a single exon.